Molecule: messenger RNA, 1635 nt
Organism: Cyphellophora attinorum
Lineage: Eukaryota; Fungi; Ascomycota; Eurotiomycetes; Chaetothyriales; Cyphellophoraceae
Exons: 2
Coding region: 1-1635 (544 amino acids)
Biological process (GO): rRNA methylation; box C/D sno(s)RNA 3'-end processing
Cellular component (GO): small-subunit processome; box C/D methylation guide snoRNP complex
Molecular function (GO): RNA binding; rRNA methyltransferase activity; histone H2AQ104 methyltransferase activity
Source: RefSeq, a predicted model, not a curated record
AUGACGAGGAACUACUCCAUCACAUACCUGAAGCGGUGGUCGUGCAAGCCCAAGAAAGAGAUUCCGGGCGUGCCCCAGAUCAAAGCCCUCCACGUCUAUGAUUUCGAUAACACGCUAUUCAGCAGUCCUCUCCCAAAUCCUCAGAUAUGGGCCGGUUCAACAAUAGGUAUGCUUCAGGCGAAAGAGACGCUCACAUACGGCGGCUGGUGGCAUGACUCCACCAUUCUCGCAGCCACAGGUCAAGGUCUCGAGAAAGAGGAAGCAAGAGCAUGGGAGGGAUCGUGGAACGAGACAGUCGUUGACCUGGUCAGACUGAGCAUCGAGACCAAAGACGCGUUGACGAUCGUCCUGACCGGCCGUAACGAGAAGAGCUUCGCCGAUCUCAUCAACCGCAUGCUCAAUGCCAAAGACCUGGACGUUGAUCUCGUGGCACUCAAGCCAGACCUCUCACCCGGCGGUUCAGCCUUCGGAUCUACCAUGGAAUACAAGCAAGCCUUCUUGUCGGAUCUGGUCUUCACAUACAAGCAUGCAGAAGAGAUCAAGAUCUACGAGGACAGACCCAAACACGUCAAGGCGUUCAAGGACUACUUUGAGAAACUCAACAAGUCUUUCCUAUCACACCCCGUCGACCAGCCAGCACCACCUCGGAAGCCAAUCACGACCGAUGUCGUUCACGUCUGUGAGCUGAAGUCAUCUCUGGAUCCUCAUACUCAACGGUGGAUCAAGCAGAAGCCCCUCAAGAUCGUUGAGAACCACCUGUAUCUCGGCCAUCUCAUCAACCAAAACGAUUCGGCCAGACUCAUAUCGCUGUGUAACGUCCAGCCUACUCUGAUUGAUUCAGGUGAGGUGCGGUUCAUGGCUUCAAACAUCCUCAUAGAACCCGGCUACGCUCGUAAAGACGUUGUGCAGAAGGCCGGUGGUCGAGGCAAGAAGGUCAUGUGGCAGGUAGACGGUAUUGCCAAGUACGAAGAUCGAAUAUGGGCUGCAAGAGUGACUCCCGUUCAGGACACUCAGGUCUUCACCAAGGACUCUACUCCGACUGUGGUUCUGGCCAUCAGGAAGGGGUCUAGACCAAUCGACGCUAGCAAGAUCACCAAUUGGCAACCUGUCAGUAAGGACAAGGCAUUCAUGUUCCAGACUGAAGUCGGUGACAAGCUCAUGCUAGAGAUCCAGCGAGACAACACGCCUGCAAAGAACAACAACCAAGACCGAGACCGUGGUGGACAGACCUUCAACAAACGCAAGUUCAACGAUGAGAAUGACUUCAACAAUGCCUGGCCAAAGCCGGGUGAGCAGCACAACAAGCGACAAGGCGGUGAUCGUCAUGGCCAAGCACGUCACUUCCAGUCCAAGGCAAACUUCAACAACGCGUCCAAUCCCAAUAUGCCUGGUAGCACCGGCAAGCAGUUCCAGAACCAGAGCAACACGGCCAAGCCCGCAACACAGCAGCAGGGCCGCAAUAAUGCCAACAUGGGCGCCAAUAGAGGUGGUGCAAACAACAAUAACAACCAGCGGAAUAAUCGCAACGGCAAUCGUGGCCCAGCCUACAAGAGCUUGGACGACUACGGCCCCAAUAACUUUGACGGUCAGGCCGAUCCAAAGCUGCAGCAGACCGCUAUGGUGAUGGACUACUAG